UUAAAAAGUAAGGAGAAGUAUAGAAUAUAUGUGUAAUGCAAUUAUUUAAGUUAAAAAUUCUGUUAUGUUAUUCAUUUUUGAAAUUUCAGAUAUGCCUCGUGCAAAUACUACAGGGCCAAAGAUGUAUACAUGUUUAACCUGUCCUAGGAGAACACGUCUGAAGGACAGAUAUUCUAUUCCAAGGAAGAUCAAGUCCUUAGUUAUCAAAUGCACGGGUAAGACGCCAGGUGGAAAGGAUUCCAUUUGCAGCAGAUGUCGUUUUAGGUUCAAGUGCAGUCUCCAAAGAAAGGAUAAGGUACCGGUGAUAAACCAGACAGCAACAUCCUCUGCACAGCCUGAUAUCUCCAGCCCUCCCUCAGUGAUGCUCCUCUUUUCUUCCACUCUUCGAGGCCACUCAGCAUGCUGCCUUUGUAAAAGACCUGGUCCUAAACCUGUUGUUGUACCAGUUGAGAUGAGACACAGGCUUUUCUUGUCACAUGAAGUCAUAAUACCAGCUGGAUCUAGAUGCUGCCCAAAUCAUUUACAGAAGAACAUUGAGGAUGUGAGUCUUAUUUCAGCAACUACAACCUUGAACAGAUACUCAAUCACUCAGAUGAUAAGAUUUCUACGAUCAGAAGUAUUGAGAAGUGAGAAGAUAAGACUUGACUUCGAAAAACACAGUCAGCUUUCAGACAUUGAUUAUCUUGAUCUGCUUGGGAUUUCAAAGGCUGCAUUUGAUGACAUGUUGACUUUAGACUAA
Molecule: messenger RNA, 739 nt
Organism: Saccostrea cuccullata (small rock oyster)
Lineage: Eukaryota; Metazoa; Mollusca; Bivalvia; Ostreida; Ostreidae
Exons: 2
Coding region: 65-739 (224 amino acids)
Source: RefSeq, a predicted model, not a curated record